Messenger RNA from Homo sapiens (human), 4548 nucleotides. It is a transcript of the gene ORC5, whose product is annotated as origin recognition complex subunit 5. Gene Ontology annotation, biological process: DNA replication. The transcript has 7 exons. The coding region runs from base 110 to 847 and encodes 245 amino acids. The record is from RefSeq and is a predicted model, not a curated record. NCBI's taxonomy places the organism in Eukaryota, Metazoa, Chordata, Mammalia, Primates, Hominidae. Gene Ontology annotation, cellular component: chromosome; nucleus; origin recognition complex.
GGGUCCGGUUUCCGGCGGGAGCGUGGGCCGCCAGACUCGGGAGAGGCUCCGUCUUGUGCAAGGGUCCUGUGGGCUGGCUGCACUGGCCUCUGCGGUGGUGCCUGCCAGAAUGCCCCACUUGGAAAACGUGGUGCUUUGUCGCGAGUCUCAAGUGUCCAUCUUGCAGUCCUUGUUUGGAGAGAGACAUCAUUUCAGCUUUCCAUCCAUUUUUAUUUAUGGACAUACUGCUAGUGGAAAGACCUAUGUAACACAAACGUUGUUGAAAACUUUAGAGCUCCCACAUGUGUUUGUGAAUUGUGUUGAAUGCUUUACAUUGAGGCUGCUUUUGGAACAAAUUUUAAACAAAUUGAAUCAUCUUAGUUCUUCAGAGGAUGGAUGUUCUACUGAAAUAACCUGUGAAACAUUUAAUGACUUUGUUCGCUUGUUUAAACAAGUAACCACAGCUGAAAAUCUUAAAGAUCAGACUGUAUAUAUUGUUCUAGAUAAAGCAGAGUAUCUAAGAGAUAUGGAAGCAAAUCUUUUGCCUGGAUUUCUUAGAUUACAAGAAUUGGCUGACAGAAAUGUGACUGUUCUCUUUCUCAGUGAAAUUGUUUGGGAAAAGUUUCGUCCAAAUACUGGAUGCUUUGAGCCGUUUGUCUUAUAUUUCCCUGAUUACAGCAUAGGCAACCUUCAAAAGAUCCUGUCCCAUGAUCAUCCUCCAGAGUAUUCAGCUGAUUUCUAUGCUGCCUACAUUAACAUUCUUCUUGGAGUUUUCUACACUGUUUGUCGAGAUUUGAAAGAGCUCAGACAUCUGAAAAUGCAGAACUCCAUAAAAAUCAAAAUGAGGAAUAACAGAAAAGAGAUGUAAAAACUUGAGCAGUUUUACAACUCUGUUAAUAUUUUGUAACAGAUUUUGUUCAAGUUUUAUGUAUGCGGUGAUUGAGGUCUAGAAUCUAGAUGGAUUUGAGUAUGGUCAGAAGCUUUCAUUGCAGGUCUUUCAUUAACCACUGACCCUGAGCUGGUAAUCUUUGUAUAGAUGGUUCUUUUUAAUUUUUUUUUUUUAACAAUUAGAAUAGCUGUUUAUAUUUCAUAGACAGUUUGGAAAAUGUUGAUGUUUAAUUUUUCUUUGACCUUUUUUGUUUUAAUUGUAGGGAUGGGAAAGGAAAGAGACAAGAAUUUCUGUUUUCCCUUUUAGAAAUCUUCAAUUAAUUAAGAUCUUAUCUCCAUUUAACAGAAAAUAGUAAUAUAUCUGAGGCUGGAAAACAGUCACUUUCAAAGUAACAGAUUCUAUGUCUCUUAGCACAUUUUCUUCACUUUGUUCUUUUUCUGUUUUUGCCCUGAAAAGUAUUACUUAGUUUCAGUGUGUGUUUGCGACAGAACACAGAAGGCAAUCAUUUAAAAUUAUGCUCACAUUUAGUAUGUUUUUGAAAGUUUCAGAUUUCAGGGCUCCUCUGAUUUACAUGUAGAUUUCAGACAUCUUCUCAGCUGGGAAAAAACAAAACAGUUUUUCCAGUUCAAGCUUAUCACUAACAUUCCUCUAGAAGUUGGAUGUCUUGGGAUCCCUGGCUUCUGAGGGAAAUGAUAACACAAGAGACUUACAGAGAGGAGAGGGUCAGGAAAACGCACCUGAGUGAGAUGGACUUAGGAGCAGAUAAUCCUCCUCGGUCUUUCCUGGAAAGUAACUUGCAGUUACCACUCUUUAGCACUCGAAUCCUGUGGGAAUCUGUGCUGACAGCCAUUUCAAAGUAGAUUAUAAAGUACAAGAAGGAAAAAUUUAGGGAAAAUAUUUAUGGGAAAAUAAAAUGUAAAGAGAGAAAUAUAUAUUUAAAUGUGGUAUUUUUUAAAGUUCUUCGAGUUUCACUGUGGAAUGAUUUUAUUUAGGGUGAGGUUACAGCUUUUUAAAAAAUAAUAUUCAUAAAUGUGUAGUAUGGUUUAAGUCUUAUACUACUAUUGGUAAUAAUAGAGAAAAGGAUCCUUAAACAUUAGAGAAAAAUAGCACAAUGUUCUUAGUUUUCUCUAUAUAUAGAACAUGGAAGAAUAAAGAUAUUCAUUUUCUUUUUUUUCUUCAGAUAGUGUUGUUUGUGUUUGUUUCAAAGUUUGUAAGUGGCAUAUUUCUUGAAAGUUUAUUAAAUCACCUGAAAAAUAUUCUUUUCAGGGAUCUUUUCUGGAAAGAUGCUUUAUGAAUUGAUAUUUCUGUAUUUUUCAGAGGCUAGUUCUAUAGGUAGCUUAAGAUAGGAGAAAAUGAAGUACUACUUUGAUAUUCAUUUAGGUUUGUUUUCUCUAACAAACCUUAUGAUACUGCCUUUUUAACUGUUAUUCAUAAAUUAUUAAACAUAUUUUAGUGUUUCAACCAAAGAGAAAAUCAAUACAGUUGCCCCUUGGUAUACUUGGGGGAUUGGUUCCAGGACCAGUCCCAUAUAUAUCAAAAUCCUAGCACACUCAAACCCUGCGAUCAACUCCGCAGAACCUGAGUGUAAAAAAGUUAGCCCUCCAUAUACAUGGGUUUUGUAUUCCCUGAGUACUGUUUUUGAUCUGUGUUUGUGAUCUGUGUUUGGUUGGAAAAAAAAAAAAAUCUGUAGACAAGUGGACCCUCACAGUUCAAACCUAUGUCGUUCAAGGGUCAGUUGUUUAUUUUGAUUAGCCAAAUUGUGUACCAGUUGCUGUUAACAUUAUGACACUUUAGUGUUAUUACACCAUGCUUAGAUCUGAAAAUCUAAAAUUAAGGUAAGAAAGUUUGGCUAAAGCGAAUAAUUUCUUUUUGAUUCUUCUUCUCUACACUUAGUAGAAUUUGGAAGAUUUUUCUAUUUUAAAUCAUUGUUUUUUAUGAAGUAGAAUAGGAAGAAAUUAUUUUAAUGAUUUGGUUCUUAGUUUUCUGUUAUCUAGUUAUAUGUUAUAUAGUUACACAUUUAUAUAUAUCUUUUUCUGUGCCUUAUUGAAUUAUUUUGAUAUGAAAUACUUGGGAACAAACUAAUAUAUAUAUAUUUUUUUUAAAUAAAUGGAAUUAGUAUGUUUUUAACCAGUUUGCUUAAACUGCUGUUCAGUAGAAUUCCAGUGUUGAUUCAUGGAAAACUACUAAGUAGUUAUAAUUAGUUAAUUAGUACUCCUCAAACUUUAGAAUACAUAGAGUUUCUAGAGAGAUCGUUAAACAUAGAUUCCUGGGUCUCAUCCUCAGAGAUUCUGAUUUGGUAUGCCUGAGAUGGUGCCAAGAACUUGCAUUUAUAACAAUCGCAGGUAGUGCUGCCAAUCCAAAUACUUUGAGUCAUACGAAACUCAAUGAUGUUUAGUUUAUGAGAAUGUUCAGACCUUAGAAAACAACAGUUAAUUAUUUGUGCUUGAGGUUUUUCAUUAUAUGUUUUAUGGUUCUAUGUGACAUAAAUAUAACCUAAAAGAACAAAUUAUGCUUUGUUACUGUAGGGAAGUUCACAUUUUUACCCUGCAGUUUUGAUAAUUUGAAUCUAUAAAACAAACUAAUAAUAGAUUAACGGGAAAAAAAAGGCAUACAAAUUUAUUUUUUAAUUUUAAUUUAAUUUUAAAUUUAAUUUUAUAUUAAGUUCCAGGAUACAUGUGCAGGGGCGUGCAGGUUUGUUACAUAGGUAAAAUGCGUGCCAUGGUGGUUUGCUGCAUCUAUCAACCCCUCACCUAGGUAUUAAGCCCUGCAUGCAUUAGCUAUUGCAUACAAAUUUAUUAAUAUGCAUAUGGGCACAGGAGCCUUACACAAAAUAUGAGACUCAAAAGGUGGGGGGCAGAAAGGGGGGCCAGCUGGUUCAAAUUUUUAUGACAUCCUGAGGUUACAGAAAGAAAAUGGGCUUGGAGCAUGGCAUAACAGGUUAUUGGAGGGAGAGGAGCAAAGACUUGGUUAGGGAAGGCAGUCUUGUGCAAAUGAAACCUCAUAGGCAGCAACUUUCAGAAAGAAUAGAUGGUAGCCUGUGCUAAGUUUCUCUGUCACACCUUCAAAGGUGUCAGACCCUCAAGUCUCUUUCUUGAGAGUUAAUCUUUCCUAGAUCCAAGGUGGGGGGUGAUCAGAGAAAGCCUGUUUGCAUCUGCUGUUUUCUUAUUUCCUCUACAGAUGCAAAUCUCCCUCACAAAAUACAGCUUUUCAGGGCUGUUCUUGUGCUUGCAGCCCUUCUGAUUAGCCAUAUCAAAAUAUACCAAAGAAGUAUAUUUUUGGUGAGAUGCUCCAUUCUCCUAAUUUUGUAUACAGAGGCUAAUGUAUUAGGCAGAAUUUAGCCAAUUAAGGAAUAUUUUAUGUUGUGCUGUCAUUAUUAGUAUUUUUGCUGUUUUGUUAUUAUAGUAAUAAGCUACAAUUACAUUUUUUUUUAGAAAGAAGCAGGGUCUUGCCAUGUUGUCCAGGCUGGAGUGCAGUGGCUGUUCACAGGUGCAGUCACAGCACACUACAGGCUUGAUCUCCUGGGCUCAAGCAAUCCCCCUGCCUCAGCCUCCUGAGUAGCUGGGAUUACAGGCACAUGCCACUGCGUAUAAUUACAUUUGACUUGAGCAAAUGUGUUAAGUAAAAUUUCCUGAACUGCAAUACAGAUUUUACUUGAAAAAUAAAUUUCUAAUUGUGAUCGA